CAUGAAUUCGACAAUUGUAAUGCUUAAUGCAAUGACAAUAGUUAAUUUGAAUUUGAUUGGUUAACCGAAUUUCGCGGGCGUCCGCCAUCUUGAAUUCGCAGUUUUACUUUCGUUUCGCAGGCGAUCGGUCGUGUGCGUGGAAUUUUCAAGAUUUUGUUUGCAAAAAUGUUCGGAUAUCGUUAAAUUAGUACUCGACGUUCCGUUGAAAGUGACGUACAUCGAAGAAAAGACAUUUUAGUGAACUGAUUAGUGAUCAUUGUGUACAAAUGUCCAUGAACUUUCCGACGAGCCGGAACGACAAUAUCGGAAGGACAAAGAGGAAACACGUGUUUGCAGACGAGGCAACGUGCGAUAGACCAGGCAUCGAUGGAUACCAGGGCACCGAAUAAAAUGGAUAGAAAGCAAGGUAUCCCAUUUUGGCAAUUUCUCUGGCAAAGCUGAACGCAUCCCAAGGCGAAUGAGAGGCGCUGUUCGUAUAGAAUGCAUGACACGAAGACACGACGGCCCCGAAGUCCCCCCAGUGGCACAUUCCACUUGGGAGAGAGAUUGCCGACUUUGGCGGGGUCACACAAAUAUUCUUUCGACCUCUUAAAGAAACGUAACAGAAAUAUACCAAUGAUGUUUCUAACGAUAAAAACGAUGCAGAGUUGUGAACGGAAUCGGGCAAAGCUGUGCAAGAAUUUUGCUCAGGCUGAAAGUCAGACGGCCAGAAAGACGGAGAGAAGACAAAGACAGCGGGAGGAUGGAAGAAAAGGAAGAACGAGGAGGGAGGUGAAGGAAAGACGAGAGAAACGAGGGAGAGACAGAGACGGGUGAUAAUAAAGAGCAGGCAGUAAGAGCGGCGA
This is a messenger RNA of Osmia lignaria (orchard mason bee), 845 nucleotides long. The record is from RefSeq and is a predicted model, not a curated record. Lineage: Eukaryota; Metazoa; Arthropoda; Insecta; Hymenoptera; Megachilidae.